Molecule: messenger RNA, 2363 nt
Organism: Pecten maximus
Lineage: Eukaryota; Metazoa; Mollusca; Bivalvia; Pectinida; Pectinidae
Exons: 2
Coding region: 26-1036 (336 amino acids)
Biological process (GO): viral life cycle
Source: RefSeq, a predicted model, not a curated record
AAUAAGUGGAUUUUUAUCUACAAGGAUGAUACAUGUAACACUUGUGUACAGUGUAUAUGACAGCAUACACACAUAUCUACAUAAACUUGUGUACUGUGUGUACGACAGCAUACACACAUAUCUACGUACACUUAUGUACAGUGUAUACGACAGCAUACACACGUAUCUACGUACACUCGUGUACAGUGUAUACGACAGCAUACACACAUAUCUACGUACACUUGCGUAUAGUGUAUACGACAGCAUACACACAUAUCUACGUACACUUGUGUACAGUGUAUACGACAGCAUACACACAUAUCUACGUACACUUGUGUACAGUGUAUUCGACAGCAUACACACAUAUCUACGUACACUUGUGUACAGUGUAUACGACAGCAUACACACAUAUCUACGAACACUUGUGUACAGUGUAUACGACAGCAUACACACAUAUCUACGUAAACUUGUGUACAGUGUAUACGACAGCAUACACACAUAUCUACGUACACUUGUGUACAGUGUAUUCGACAGCAUACACACAUAUCUACGUACACUUGUGUACAGUGUAUACGACAGCAUACACACAUAUCUACGUAAACUUGUGUACAGUGUAUACGACAGCAUACACACAUAUCUACGUAAAUUUGUGUACAGUGUAUACGACAGCAUAUCUACGUACACUUGUGUACGGUGUAUACGACAGCAUAUCUACGUACACUUGUGUACGAUGUAUACGACAGCAUAUACACAUAUCUUCGUACCCUUGUGUACAGUGUAUACGACAGCAUACACUCAUAUCUACGUACACUUGUGUACGGUGUGUAUUACAGCACACAUACAUAUCUACAUACACUCGUGUACAGUGUAUACGACAGCAUACACACAUAUCUACGUACACUUGUGUACGGUGUAUACGACAGCAUACACAUAUAUCUACGUACACUUGUGUACGGUGUGUAUGACAACAUACACACAUAUCUAUGUACACUCGUGUACAGUGUGUACGACAGCAUACACACAUAUCUACGUAGUGUCUGCUGUGUAUAAUGACUAGAUGACAUCAUAGGAACAUUUAUAACAAUAAGUACACAAGCUACCAUGAAUAUUUCUAACCAGGAACACAACUGUUCUGAUCAUACACAGUAUAUUGCAUUCUAUUUUGAUAUUAAGGUGAAGCACCUCAGUCAGAUUUGACUAACAUGGAAUCCUGCAAGCUUAUCUCCCCUUGUCUUAUAGGUUUAAUUGACCAAUAUGAAAAAAUUCUCCUUUACUUCCUGUUGUUAAGAUUGACAUCGUAUUCAUAGGAUUUACUAGACAUAUCAUGGAUUAUCUCCCCUUGCCAGUAUUUUCAUUCAAAGGAUUUAUUUACUUACAUGGAAUAAUACUGGUUUAUCUCCCCUCGUCAAUAUAUUUUACCUGUUUUACUAUCACAUGGAAUGGGGUAUUCUGGCUUACCUCCCCUUGUUAAUAUUUUACUCACAGGACUUACAGUUAAGGGGGUUUAGAUACACAUCUAUUAUAUAAUGUAUCAAGUGAAAUUUAAAACAAGGACAUUCUUACAUGAACAAUAAUCUCAAUUAUGGGAAAAGGCCCUUUCAUACAUAUUUAAACUUUUCAUCUUUCUUUUUUCUUUUCUUUUUUUUUUUUUUUUUUGAGAUGUUUUUAUAAUUCAUUUCUUUUUUACUGUAUAUGUUUGUUUUGUACUGAACCGGGUGUUAUCCCUAUGAUUAUAUGUUGAAAAUAAUUCAAGAAGAGAUUUGAUUACUUUGCUGAAAAAACUGUUGAUUCAAAGAAUAUUUGGCUUUCUAUUGAAGAUCUUUGGAGAAGAUAAUUGGAGAAAAAUUAAGUCAAAACCGAUAAGAAAUAAAACUUUUCUAUUUCUCUCUAACAAUGUUUGAACUCCCCAGAAUUUUAAUUGCAAAUACUGACAACCUAGUUGACUUCUUGAUUGCCUUAAUUUAUUGUAGCAUAUAUAUGUAUAGUGAACUCCAUCACUUGGUCCUUACCAGGAAAUUUUUGCAUAAAAACUGGUAAAACACAAAAGAGACAUGAAUCUGUUCUGACUUCCAUGUAACAAUGUCUGACCCCUCCAGAGCCCCCCUAACAAAUAUCAUAUCCUAGUACAGUUAUAUAUAUAAAUCACUUGCACCAAAACUAUUGCGAAAAAAUUGAAAACAAGUUAAAUUUGAAAAACAAAAACAAAAAUGUUAGCUUUGUCUGAACAGCAUUAAUGCUUGAACCAGAGGCAACAUCCUACAAAAUGUAUGUGAAAUUUAAAUGCUCUCAACAAACAUUUGACCAACAUUGAUGCAGACUACAUCAGCUUUAUCUAUUAGGCAAGGUUAAAAUGACAAUCAGAACACAAUAUGAAAAGCUACACA